GGCAAUGCUGCAAUGAUACAAAUUUGUGCUAUUUGCAGCUCAUCAGUUACCGUGUCCGUGCACGGUAGGCCUCAGAGCUCUUAUAAUUGUGGUCAUGGUUCCACAAGGGUGUAUUGGGAUCUUUGCUACAGGUAUCGCCAACAUCAUGAGCUUGACAAGCGAGAUCUGUGAGCUCAACAGUAUUGCUGGUUUCAUGACUGGUGACAGCGAUCUUUGGAUCACCAGUCGUUUUGAAAGACUUCAUUUGAUCAACCUACUGUCCAUUCAGCGUCAACUGUCAAAUCUCGAAGAAGAGAUCAAUGAUCAUGUCUUGUAUGAGCGACAUUUGGUCGGACACGAGCCACACCCAAAGCCUACAAGGGUAUCGAAGGAGAUCUUUGCGGACCUGCAAGGCACAAUUAAAGCAUAUGGCGAUGCCAUUUCAUCACUAAAGAUGUUAAAGGAGAGCGAGGCUCCCGCUCCGCAUAUCGUAAAGGCUGUGAAGGAGGGCACACCGCAGUCUGCCAUCCUCUUCAAAGACCUUAGUAUCUCUGGUGAUUUAAGCCGUGAAGCUCAGCGUCAGCUUUGUGUGGCGACAAAACAAAGAGAUUGGGUUCACAGAUUCAUUGGGAGACACGCACGCCUGGCUCGUAUGUUUGGAGAGGAGCACAUGAUAAAAGGAGUACACUACACGAAGUUCUCAGAAGACCGGUUAAGAAAGGUGGAAUUUGGAACAAUAGCAGUCUGCCUUUGUGUAGUGCAGUUGCUGCCGGUCUUGGCUCUGACCUUGGUAUCAAGCAAGACACUUCGUCUUGCUAUCAUCGUUAUCCUUAUCAUCCUCGUGUCUAUUAUGAACUCUCUGUUUGCGAACACCGUGCGAGCGACCAACUUUGGAGCCGUUGCAGCAUAUUCUGCGAUCGUUGUUGUAUUCCUAAGCCAGAACGACUAGCAAUGAAUGAUAAUGAUACUAGGAUAUGCGUUUAUCCCGCUUCGCCGUUUAUACCACUUGUAUGAUACAGAGAAACUAUAAGCUCCGUGGACAUGUAUACUAAAUUUAUUUCAAUACAACCCGCAG
Dothidotthia symphoricarpi CBS 119687 is the source of this 1054-nucleotide messenger RNA. RefSeq lists its product as uncharacterized. NCBI's taxonomy places the organism in Eukaryota, Fungi, Ascomycota, Dothideomycetes, Pleosporales, Dothidotthiaceae. The record is from RefSeq and is a predicted model, not a curated record. Bases 95 to 928 code for a protein of 277 amino acids. The transcript has 4 exons.